This is a messenger RNA of Eimeria necatrix, 489 nucleotides long. Its product is annotated as SAG family member. The coding region runs from base 1 to 489 and encodes 162 amino acids. The transcript has 2 exons. The record is from RefSeq and is a predicted model, not a curated record. Lineage: Eukaryota; Apicomplexa; Conoidasida; Eucoccidiorida; Eimeriidae.
AUGGGUGAGCCAAGUGCAGCGAGUCCCUUUCAAGACGGAACAUAUGCUUUCAAGUCCCUAACUGCUGCGAAGCCUGACUGCAAGGAAACAGUUGAUUACUGGAAGGCAGCCUACAAAAACUUCACUGGCCUUCCCCCACCAAAGACUGAAAGUGAAACACUCUACAAAGAUCAAGACAACGUUUCUUUUGUAGCCCUCUACAACCCUUCAUACAGUGCCACUGCAGACUGCCGAGUCGUCACUUGCACUCAAACGACUACUCCUGCUACAGAUGAUGAAGCAAAUUAUGCAGCAGGCGGCAACACAAAAAAUGGCUACGCGUUGAUUUGCAAGACGAUGCCUGCUGCUUUUGAAAGUGACGGCUCUGCUUUAUUCACGCAGGAGCAGUGGGACAGGAUCGUAUCUUCUCUCACCGGCUCCGCAUCGAUAGCAGUUCCAAGCUUUGUUGCUCUUGCCAUUGUGGCAUUCGGCGUCACGACUUUAUUGUGA